Messenger RNA from Mesorhabditis spiculigera, 297 nucleotides. Lineage: Eukaryota; Metazoa; Nematoda; Chromadorea; Rhabditida; Rhabditidae. The record is from the annotation of a GenBank genome assembly.
AUGCGACGAACAACAACAACUAAAAAACAAUCGUUUAGCUCAAGUCGCCGAGCUGCGCAAAGCCCACGAGGAGAGGCUGGCCCGUGGGCAGCCGAUUGGCACGCGAAGGGUAGAGGAGCCGAGCCGCUCGCCGUCUACAACGACGUCGGCGAGAGGUGCGGCUGGCGCAUGGCCCUCUGCCUGCUCCUCUGCGGGCUGGGCUGGAUCCCGGGCUUCAUCUAUGCGGCCUGGGUCCACUUCAGCGGCGUGGGGGAGCAGGAGGAGGACGCCGAGGAAGACGUCGAGCUGCAGAUGGAA